UACAAAGUUUAAUUUAGAUCCUACAAACUCCUUAUAAAACCUAGGAAAUAUUAUUUUGUCAAUAUAUUUAUUUAUUCUACAGAAAAAACCGACUCCCUCAGUUCUGCAAUUUCCUCCCGGUCGGCAAGUGGCAACCUGCAAAUUUGCAAUCGCCGGCGACUCCGUUCACGUCGAUCGGCACUGAAUUACACCGGAGAUAAAUUGAAUACAAAUAAAGAAAGAGGGAGUAAUGGUGACAUCGUCGGUGGUAAAUACGUAUCCUCUGUCAAGCUACACUUUCGGCACCAAAGAGCCGAAGAUGGAGAAAGACACCUCCGUUGCCGAUCGCCUUGCUCGCAUGAAAAUCAACUACAUGAAGGAAGGCAUGAGGACUAGCGUUGAGGGUAUUUUACUGGUACAAGAGCAUAAUCAUCCCCAUAUUCUGCUUUUGCAAAUUGGAAAUACAUUCUGUAAACUUCCAGGUGGUAGAUUGAAGCCAGGAGAGAAUGAAAUUGAAGGCUUGAAGAGGAAACUCUCUAGCAAACUUGCUGCUAAUUCACCUUCUCUGCAGCCAGAUUGGCAGAUUGGUGAUUGUGUGGCAACCUGGUGGAGACCGAACUUUGAAACAACCAUGUACCCUUACUGCCCUCCACACAUAACCAAGGCUAAGGAAUGCAAGAAGCUAUACCUUGUUCACCUAUCCGAGCGAGAGUAUUUUGCUGUGCCAAAAAACUUGAAACUUCUUGCUGUUCCGUUGUUCGAACUGUAUGACAACGUUCAGAGAUACGGUCCUGUUAUAUCGACAAUCCCUCAGCAACUAUCCAGGUUUCAGUUCAACAUGAUUCAUCAGUAGAUGUGUCCGAGAUUGACGAUCCCAAAUUUUGAGGAUGAGAGUUUCGAUCUCUGGUUCACCAUAUCAUUGACUGCGCUUUCUUCAACUUGUUUUCUGUUUUAAAACCUUGUUACGCUCACCACCUUUGACUUAGCUUUAGUUUCGACUUUCGUCUUAUGCUUUUUUUUUUAUACUUAUUUUCUUGUAUUAUUAUUAUUAUUAAGAAGUCUCUUUUUAUUAUCUUACUUUUUGAGUAGAUAGCAUCAAUGUUAUUUUUUCUCCUUUGAAUCAGACCUAGGAUUAAUUGUCUAUUGUCUUAUUGAGGCAUCAAUGUUGUAUUAAAAGCAUAUGCCUUUUAGUAUUUGCUUUUAAAACAUUAAUUAUUUAGAUACAGUACUUGGUGUGGAAAAAAUUAGAUGCUGCCA
This is a messenger RNA of Erythranthe guttata (spotted monkey flower), 1236 nucleotides long. Its product is annotated as pre-mRNA cleavage factor Im 25 kDa subunit 2. NCBI's taxonomy places the organism in Eukaryota, Viridiplantae, Streptophyta, Magnoliopsida, Lamiales, Phrymaceae. Gene Ontology annotation, biological process: mRNA 3'-end processing. Gene Ontology annotation, cellular component: mRNA cleavage factor complex. Gene Ontology annotation, molecular function: mRNA binding. The record is from RefSeq and is a predicted model, not a curated record.